This is a messenger RNA of Strigops habroptila (Kakapo), 4923 nucleotides long. It is a transcript of the gene ZNF280D, whose product is annotated as zinc finger protein 280D. The record is from RefSeq and is a predicted model, not a curated record. The coding region runs from base 243 to 3062 and encodes 939 amino acids. The transcript is spliced from 17 exons. Gene Ontology annotation, biological process: regulation of DNA-templated transcription. Gene Ontology annotation, molecular function: RNA polymerase II cis-regulatory region sequence-specific DNA binding; DNA-binding transcription factor activity, RNA polymerase II-specific. NCBI's taxonomy places the organism in Eukaryota, Metazoa, Chordata, Aves, Psittaciformes, Psittacidae.
GGCCCAGCCCCGCCCCGCGGCUGCCGGAAAGCACGCGCCGCUGUGGGGCUGACCCGCGCUCUACCCGGCAGGCAGCGCGCCGCGCGGCGGCCUCCCCCGGCGGAGGCUGAGGUGGGGCGCCGCGGUCCGGCGAUGUGAGGCGCCUCCGCCAGCGACGCUGCCUCCCAUCCCCCCUCCCGCCAGCCCGCCACCGUAGCGGGGCGGCCUGCCGCGGCCUCUCCGGACGCUCAGCACGUCUCAAGAUGGCAGAAUUAUUUAUGGAAUGUGAAGAAGAGGAGCUAGAACCAUGGCAAAAGAGAGUGAAAGAAGUGGAAGAGGAUGAUGAUGAUGAUGAUGAUGAGCCAAUCUUUGUUGGGGAAAUCUCAAGCUCGAAGCCAGCUAGUACAUAUAUAUUGAACAGAGUCAACCUCAGCUCAUCACGAAGGGGGAUACAGAAUGGUGCACCCAGUAGAGGUACAGUUACUACAUUCAAGCCUGACAGUCACCAUUAUGCGCCACCUGCCUCCAGUCCCAGUGCCAUGCCUGUUUCAUCCGUCUUUCAGUCUGUAUCCAGACCUACAACUAGCUCUAUAGCAGUUCAGCCAUUGUCUAUACCAGUGAAUGUUUCAGGAACUUCACAAACACCGCAGAGACCAGUUGCUGGAUGUUUAUCAACACAGCAGAUGCCUGGGUCAAGUUCGGGAAUAUCACAGCCUGUUAGCAGACCUGUAACCAUUCCAGUGACAACACAGCCAGUAUCAAGAAAUAUCACGGUUCCUGUAGUGGCUCAACCUGUAUCCAGGCCAGUGACUACUAUAACAUCAGAGCCUGUAAUACUCGAUCAGGAUUAUAUUAUGGAUUCGCCACCAGCUGCGCCAGAUAAUACAUCUGGUAUACUGUUUGGUGUGAGAGAGAACUCGGGAGUUCCACAGUACCAGACUGGGCCAGCAGUGAAUGUAACAGGUACAGAUGCUGCAGCAAGCACCAUUAAAAAUGGAGGGCCUUUUCCACGAGCUUGUCCGAAGUGCAAUAUUCAUUUCAAUCUUAUGGAUCCUCUAAAAAAUCACAUGAAGUAUUGUUGUCCAGAUAUGGUAAAUAACUUUUUCCUGGGAGUGGCCAAAACAGAAUGUUCCAGCACAACAAGCAAGAUUGCUGAAUCUGAGAAAGGAAAAUUGAUUAUGUUAGUUAAUGACUUUUAUUAUGGGAAACAUGAAGGUGACACCCAGCAGGUACAACAGGAGCAGAAGACUCAUACGACAUUUAAGUGCUUCAGUUGUCUGAAAGUUCUGAAAAAUAACAUAAGGUUUAUGAACCACAUGAAACAUCACUUGGAACUUGAGAAACAAAGCAGUGAAAGUUGGGAAAGCCACACCACCUGCCAGCACUGUUACCGUCAGUUUCCCACACCGUUCCAGCUGCAGUGCCACAUUGAAAGUACACACACCCCUUACGAAUCAUCUACUAUUUGUAAAAUCUGUGAGUUAUCCUUUGAAACAGAGCAAGUUCUUCUGCAACACAUGAAGGACAAUCAUAAGCCAGGUGAAAUGCCGUAUGUUUGCCAGGUAUGCAACUACAGAUCCUCAGCUUUUUCAGAUGUAGAAACACAUUUUAGAACAGUUCAUGAAAAUACAAAACAUUUGCUAUGUCCAUUUUGCCUCAAAGUAAUUAAAAUUGGAGCACCAUAUAUGCAUCACUACAUGAGGCAUCAGAAAAAAGGAAUAUACCGUUGCACUAAGUGCAGACUGCAAUUUUUGACAUGCAAAGAAAAAAUGGAUCACAAGACUCAGCAUCACCGAACAUUUAGGAAACCCAAACAGUUAGAAGGAUUACCUCCUGGAACAAAGGUGACUAUUCGAGCAUCUGUUGGAUCUCUUCUAUCAGGAGCAUCAGCUACAUCCUCUGUUAGUACAAGUACUUCCACAUUUCAGUUAUCACCUAAAGCUAAAAAUACCACUAAAAAUCAUAACAAAUCUAAUACAAAUAGGUCAAAAGCAAAAUCAAAACCAGCUACAUCAAAGAAGCAAAAUGCAUGGACCAACAGCAGAAAAAAAAAAGAAGUUACAAAUACAGCAUUGCAUAAUCUGAGGUAUCUUUCAGGAGUUCACAAAUGCAUUGAAUGUUACUCAGAAGUAAAAGAUUUUGCAAGCCAUUUUCCUGCUUAUGUCCACUGUAGCUUAUGCAGAUACAACACUAGCUGUAGCAAAGCCUAUGUGAAUCACAUGAUGAGUUUUCACAGUGCUCGUCCAAGUAAAAGAUUUUGGAUCUAUAAGAAGCAUUCAGAAGAUCUCCGAGGUGUGACUGUAGUGUGUCUUAACUGUGAUUUCCUGACUGAUGUUUCUGGCUUAGAUAGCAUGGCCACACAUCUGAGUGAAAGCCACACUCAUACUUGUCAAGUUGUUAUAGAGAAAGUUUCUGUAGAUAUCCCAACUGCUGAACAAGUAUCUGACAAACAAGAGCAUGACUCUUCAGACGAAACAAAAGAAUGCAAGAGAAGUCAAACUAAAAAAGCUGCAUCAGUUGAAAAGAAUGAAGAAAACUCAUCAUUGUCAAAUACAGAAAAUGUUCCUAGUUUGGAACUCCCUGACAACAGCUCAAAGAAUUCUUUGCAUGAGAAAGGAGCAUGUUGUGAUUCGUAUAAUAACAAACAAUUAGUAGAUGAGAAACAAAAAUGUAUUUGUGAUGAAAGCGAGUUGAGAACUUGCCAAAGUUCAGAUAAUGUUAUCUUGAAUGAGCAGACUAAAGUACGUAGUUUGGAUGAAACUACGCUUUCAGCAAUGAACGCAAGGGACUUAAAACUAACAUUAGGUGAAGACGUUAGUUUUGAGCAGUUCUUGAGAAAAAGAGAUGAACCUGAAUCCAUUAGUUCAGACAUUAGUGAACAAGGCAGUAUUCAUUUGGAGCCUUUGACUCCAUCAGAGGUACUAGAGCAUGAAGCUACUGAAAUCCUUCAAAAAGGUAAUGUUGCACCUUCAGCAAAGAAAGCUGGACAACUCUCUGAACAAACAGAUGAGACUUCUAAAGAAAGCAAUCCCACCAGAAUGGAAACAACUGUAAACAAGACAGAUGAAAAUGAAGCAAGCUGAAAUAAUGUUAAUUUUAUUGUUUGUUUAAAACAAUGGUAAGAACACCAUGGACCAUUCCUGAUGAGUGUGCUCAUUGUUUCUAAUUACUAAAAACAAAAGGGGGUGGGGGAGAGGAGAGAGAGACACUAAAGGGAAGUCUUGCAUGUGAAGAUAGCGUGUAUGUGUAUGUGCAACUGAUUUAGCUAAAUUUACAAAAGGUGUUCAAAUACAUCUUCCUGUCUCUUGAAUGUGCUAUGAGAUUGACAGUUGAAAGGAGGAAUAAAUUCUAAUUUUAUAGUUAACUAGCCUGGGAUAAGGUAAUUUGUUUGCCAAGAAAAUAUUUUUUUAAAUCCUUCAGUGUGAAUAUCAUGAAACAGUGGAAUUUAGUAUGAAUUCACUUCUGAUGCUGAAAUGGAGCACACUUGCAAUGAUGGUUAUUGGUCUGCUGAUACUUCGGGUAAACCUAAACCUUUGGACUUGGUGUCACAUUCCUGUCUGUAGAAGCAUGUAAACAGAAUUAUAUGAAUCUGUGCACCUCUGUACAGGUGUAAUCCUGCCAGGCUGUAAGCUUACCUUAAUAAACUUUCAGUGAAAGUGAAAUUAUUACAAUAAAAAUAUAUAUUUGUGGGGUUUUCAGUGUGCAGGCUGUGCAGAAAUACCUAACAUAAUUGUAUAAAGUAGAACAUAAUGCUGAAAGUACUGUAGCUGUUAGGCUUUUACCGUUGUUUAUUAUGAUUUUUAGCCUUAGACCCAUAGGAAUGGUCUGUAAGUCACACCAAAGUACAGUUUAAUGUAAAAAUUGUUUUAAGCAAAAGUAAGGAAAACCCCAAACUGGAAACACCAACUGGCAUGCAUUCUGCCAUUUUGCAGCUGCUACUGGCUAACUGUUACAAAAAGGACACAAGGGCAUAUAGAGUGAAAUUGUACAGUUCAAUUUCAGGACUUUUGUAGUCUAAAUUGUGUACAGAAAGAUGGCUGCUGGUUUUCAUUUAGUUUCUUUUGGUUUUGUUUUUUUUUCCUUUGUCUUCUAGUUAGCAGCUAGAUGUAGGAAUGCAUAUGAUUAACAGUAGCUUGCUCUUAUGACUUCAUUUCUCCAUUUGAAACAUUCAGAAUGUGCUUUUGACUUACAGUUUUGUUUCUAAUGAAUGUUAAGUGUUUUGAACAGCUGUUAAAGCACUGCUGUAAAUUAUUACUUUUUGAGUAAAUAUUUGCAACAAAAUUUUGUCUUUGUGCAUAAUUUUAUGCUCAGCUUGAAACUUUGGGCAGAGUCUUCCCACCUUUUAAAAAAAAAAAAAAAAGUUUUAGUGACAGUUCCCCAAAUCUAUUUCAUCUUAAUAUUGUGAAUUUGAGGCUUAUGGUGGGGUUUUUUGUUUGGGAGGGGGAAGGGUUGUUGUUUUAGCAUUAAAUGAGCAAGUGCCUAUGCGUAAACACAUUUUUGUAGCUGUGUGUUGUGGUAAGAUGUGCUAACUUUUCCAGAUUAUAUACAGAUAUUUUCUGGGCCAUCAGCAUGCAACUGAAGCCUGCUCUGUCUUCCUGGGUUAACUGGGCUCAGCUGCUAAAAGAGUCUAAGCAACAGUAUUAAAAUUUAGAGACCAUCGCUGUUUACUGGAGUAGUUGGAGCCUCUGAAUAAAACACAUCAAUCUCAACAUCUCAAAAACCGCUUCAUACUCUAAAGAACUACAUGACUUAAAUUUUGAAUUGCAUCUUAAUUUUCAUCCAUGCAAGUUUGGAAGAUUUUUUUAAAAAGAAAAAUGGAACAGUUUACGUAGUCACAGCUUUUCAAGAUCUGCCACUUGAAGAAGUUCAAAUAACAAGAUGUGAAAAACCUGAGAGCAACAAGUUGCAGUAUUCUUUUGUUCUUAGUUGUUUGGGGAUUUUAUU